Messenger RNA from Pogoniulus pusillus (Red-fronted tinkerbird), 590 nucleotides. Its product is annotated as peptide YY-like. Lineage: Eukaryota; Metazoa; Chordata; Aves; Piciformes; Lybiidae. Bases 50 to 472 code for a protein of 140 amino acids. The transcript is spliced from 4 exons. The record is from RefSeq and is a predicted model, not a curated record. Gene Ontology annotation, molecular function: neuropeptide Y receptor binding; neuropeptide hormone activity. Gene Ontology annotation, biological process: feeding behavior; neuropeptide signaling pathway. Gene Ontology annotation, cellular component: extracellular region.
CUGUCACCCCACGGCCAGGCCCUGCCUGUCAGCUCCCACCUGCUCCGCUAUGGUGACAUCCCCACGGGCGUGGCACGUGCUGGCGGCGGUGGCCCUCUGCGCCCUGCUGUGCCUGGACGUGCUGGCGGCUGCCUACCCCCCGAAGCCCGAGAGCCCCGGGGACGACGCCUCCCCCGAGGAGCUGGCUCGGUACUUCUCGGCGCUGCGCCACUACAUCAACCUGGUGACACGGCAGAGCUGUGCCCUCCUGCCCGUGCCCACAGGUACGGCAAACGUGCCAAUCCCGAGGCUGCGGUGCUGGAGCUGCUCCGGGGGGCCAGCAGCGACAGGUCGCGGUUCGACGAUGACUCCGCUUGGUGACCACCACCCCCAGCCCCCCCGGACCCCAAACCCUUCCCGUGUCUCCCUAAGGGACCCAGGGCUCAGGGUGGGCUCCAGCCCCCGGGGCCAGUGUAGCCCCCCCCCUCAAUGAGAGGGUCAGGAACCCCUAGAGCCCAGCCCGGGGGGGGGUUCCUGACCUCACAUCCCCUCCUCACUGCCGUGGGGGGGUCCCGAGUGGUUCCUGUGUGCCCCAGAAUAAAGAGCACGAU